AGUUCGGACUCAGCUGUCGGUUUGGUUGCUUGGAACUAAACUGUAUCCCGCGGAUUAUAUUGCUGUUGAAGUUCAAGGACGUUGCAUUAAAUCAAAUAUUUAAUUCUUUUCAAUCUGAAUCGGCCACAAUGCUGGCAGUACAUGGUUUCUUGUGGCUUACCACUUGUGUGUAUUUGUUCGCGGCAUGCUUAAUUUUGGAGAUUGCAGCGUUGCCGGCGUCUACUCCACUACCACAAACCACCCACAUUGUCAGCUAUGUACACCAGGGGAGAGCCGGUGCUAAGAGGGCUGAAAUCAGGGAAUUUGACUAUGAGAAAGUUCAUAGCGUGGAUCAUGAACGCAACGCUGCUAUACGUGAGCAGCUGGAUACGAAUCUAGAUAAUGACUUCUCACGCACUCAUACAACUGGAACAAUUCACAUUUCCACAACGGAGUCGAUGAGUCACACUGAUGACUUACUUGUAACAAAACAAAACACAUUGGAGGACGCCGAUGRCAUUUUUGGUCGCAAUGAACAACAUGAGUCACCUGAGUCUGUGAAUAACGAGAGAUAUUCCCAUGUUGGCRGAAUGAUGUGGAGUCGCACGAAACAAAGCAUUCCGGUUUUGGAACCUGUGCGUAUUCUUCUGAAUACGGUACGCGACCAGCAUAACCAAACGGUGCAUGCGGCUAGGCAACAUCAUCAACUGUUGGGCUCAAUGAUGGGUGGAAUGGCGGACCACAUGUCAGCGAAUGAAUCAUCAGCAAUAGAGACCGAGGAGGACCGUGAAUCCGCCAACGAGAGCACAGAAUUCAAGUUACUUGACUUUGCUGGGAGCCUUGUUAGUAUGCUAUGGGGCUUUUUCGGUAAUCUGCAGCGCGCCUUUGCGGCUAGCAGUGGUAAUGCUCUGGCUUCCACCUCGUCCAGUUCUUCAGGUGGCCAAUAAGUAUGAUUGUGUAUUGCUUUGUAGAAGAUGUAAUUGAUUUACUCAACUGUGAUUAACCAUAAAUUUCGUGUAUUCAACGCAAUAUAAAGCAUACUAUACAUAAAUGUAUAUAUAUGUAUGCAUAUAUAGAUUGGCGCAUUUAGUGUAAUUUAAACGAUAUCGAGACAAAAGUUAAUACUUGUUAACACCAUAUUUGUUGUAAUAAAGUUAAAUUUGCAAUACAGAACUUUAAACA
Molecule: messenger RNA, 1161 nt
Organism: Bactrocera latifrons
Lineage: Eukaryota; Metazoa; Arthropoda; Insecta; Diptera; Tephritidae
Exons: 2
Coding region: 129-926 (265 amino acids)
Source: RefSeq, a predicted model, not a curated record